CUCGGACUGCACUCCGUGUUUUCACUGGAGUUAUGGUUUAGCUGCCAGUGGCAACAGACAAUACGAGGAUUAUUGGAUUCUUGAUGGCGUUGAUUCUGGCUUCUCGGCCUUUAUGCCGCCAUCCCGUCCCCCACUCUGACCCCGCUGGAUGCGACCGAUCGUGAUGCCAGCGGGGUAGAAAUGAUCCGUCGCGACGCAAUUUGAAAAAGAUAAAACUAAUCAUUGCUGUCAUCUGGUCUGUUGGGAUCUUCUGCUCCUUCUAACUCUUCAUACAUUUCUUCACUAGCUACACCAUGUCCAAAAUCGCCUCCACCUUUUCGCGCCUUGUGCGCUUCGUCCCCAAGUCGAACCCGGCCAGUGUCUUGAUCGGUGAGCCUGUUGACCCUCAGCUCGACGUUGGGUUGGCUCUCUUCCAGGGCAAGGAGGUUUCCGUCCGGCCAUUCUCCGGAUCAUCAGUCUUGAGCCCUGGCCAGCAGACCGGUGUCACUGAGACCAUUGAGCGCAUUCUCUCUCCCUUAGCCCAGAGUGAAGUUGGAUCAAUCAGAUGCAUUGGUUUGAACUAUGUAUCGCACGCCGCAGAGAUGAAGCUGUCUAUCCCAGAUGUGCCGACUUUGUUCAUCAAGCCCUCGACUGCCCUUGCAGACCCCUGGCCAGCUCCCACUAUCAUCCCCAAGAUCACACAGGCCGACAACACUGGCGAUUAUGAGUCGGAGAUGGUCAUCGUGAUCGGCCGUGACGCAAAGGACGUCAGCGAAGCCGACGCCCUCGACUAUGUUCUUGGUUACACUGCUGCCAACGAUGUUUCCAGCCGCACAUCACAGAUGAACCAGAGCCAAUGGUGUUUUUCCAAGGGUUUUGACACCUCGUGCCCGAUUGGUCCCACUUUGGUGUCUGCUGCGCAAUUAAAAGAUGCCAGCCAGUUCAAGAUCCGUGGAUUGAAGAAUGGAAAAGUCCUGCAGGACUGCCCCUUGACCGACCUCAUCUUCAACGUACCCAAGCUGAUCAGCUUCCUCACACAAGGCACCACCCUCCCCGCCGGAACCAUCAUCCUGACCGGCACUCCCCCGGGCGUUGGGGCCGCAAAGAACCCCAAGGAGUUCUUGAAGGCCGGCGAUGACUUUGCGGUGGAACUGCUUCCCCAUGUGGGAACUUUGAUUACAAAGUUCGAGAACCAGGCAUAAUUUGAUGAAAAAUGGACAUGAAUGGCAUUGUUUUGUGUAUCUGUUUAUACCAUAUAGAGUGUUUAAGUAGAACUUGGAUAUAGUAUUUUCUUGUUCAUCUUGCAUACCAACAUACAUCCACUCAAGAUGACAUCCCCACAUCGCUAUUCCCACGGCCAAACUGCUCUGGGUACGCCGUAAUUCCGUACGGCCUCGUACAGCGCAAAAAACCAGAACAUCAACAAAACACCAAAAAAGUCCAAUUCAAAAAUAAAAGAAAAACAUGUCUCUUACCCCAUUAUGCAAAUUAAGGAGCCCUUGAUAUGCUAGGGAAACAGCCGACGACCACAAACA
This is a messenger RNA of Aspergillus wentii DTO 134E9, 1514 nucleotides long. RefSeq names its product fumarylacetoacetate hydrolase family protein. The coding region runs from base 294 to 1181 and encodes 295 amino acids. Lineage: Eukaryota; Fungi; Ascomycota; Eurotiomycetes; Eurotiales; Aspergillaceae. The transcript has 5 exons. The record is from RefSeq and is a predicted model, not a curated record. Gene Ontology annotation, molecular function: acetylpyruvate hydrolase activity.